Molecule: messenger RNA, 999 nt
Organism: Symbiodinium necroappetens
Lineage: Eukaryota; Dinophyceae; Suessiales; Symbiodiniaceae
Source: the annotation of a GenBank genome assembly
AUGGCCGUUGUGGGUUCCGCGGGUAUCACCACUGACGAUCAGACGAACGCAACGGAGCGCCGUGCCGGAGGUGAGUUCGUUCGUGGGGUUUCAAGCGCCCGGUCCUUCAUAGGCAGCGACGAGUUUCCGGCAGAAUCCGGCCGAUACCACUUAUACAUUGCCUUCAACUGUCCCUGGUGCCACCGGGUUGCUCUGGUUCGGGCAGUCUUGGGUCUCGAGGAUGCGAUCUCCAUGGAUGUGUGCUUUCCGGGGCGCACCACCAGCGCCGACGAGCGAGGUGAGAAUCUCUGGCGCUUCGCUCCCGAAGGGGCCACAGGGCAAAACGGUCGCCAUGUCACCUUCCCAGAAUGUACGGCCGACACCGUGGGUGGAAAGAAGUACAUCGUUGACAUCUACGCCGAGUCGGGGCUGGAGCAGAAGUCAAUACCCAUCUUGUACGACAAGGUCUCCCGGAAGGUGGUGAACAAUGAAAGCGCGGAGAUCAUGCGCAUGUUUGAGACGGUGAUGUUGCCAUAUGCCAAGCGCCCCCUCGAGUUGUACCCACCCUCGCUGCAGCAAGAGGUCGAGGAGACCAACACCUGGUUGUACACAGAUAUCAACAAUGGAGCCUACAAGGCGGGGUUUUCCUCGAAUCAAGACGUUUAUGAGACGGCUUUUGCGGCAUACUUCGCAGCCCUAGACCGGCUCAACGGUUUGCUGGAGGGCAAGGAUUUCAUCCUCGGGGCAGUGACAGAGUGUGACCUGCGGGCCUUCACGACACUUUGGCGCCAUGAUCCCGUGUAUCACAACCGCAUGAAGCUCAACCAGGCCUUCUUGUUCGAGUAUGCCGGGGUCUGGAAGUGGAUGGGCCGCAUGAUGGCUCUUCCAGGAAUCGAGAGUGUUGUGCAUGAAGGCAUCCUUGCCCACGCCAAGCAGGGAUACUUCGGGCGAACGGGCAACGGCACCAUUCCCAUCGGCCCGAAGGGGUACCCGCAGUGCUACGGCAAAGCGCGGCCGUGA